AUGAGUUGGAACUUGCUCGAGCGCUUCAUCGAGUCGGAACACUUCAACCGGGACCCGUCGUUGACUGUGGCCUAUCUGGCUCGAUAUGCCGACCAUGUGGGAAUCCAAUACGUCCUCUGCUCCAAGCUGCGCCGGUUCAGCUAUGAAGACAUCGAGUUCUUCCUGCCGCAGCUAUGCCACCUGGUCAUGUCGCUGGACAACGAAAGCAUGGCCCUCGAGGACUUUAUCCUAGACCUGUGCGAGGAGUCGGUCAAUGGCGCUCUUCUGACUUUCUGGCUCUUGCAAACAUACCUCCGCGACCUCGCCCAAACCCCCACCUCCAACGCCUUCAAGACGUGCCGCCGCAUCUACAAUCGAGUCCAACGCAUCGUCUUUGGUUCAUCUGAGCCCGUCCGCCGCGACAAGAUCACCGAGAAUGUCCUGCCCGUCACGCUGCUGUCUAGUCUUGUGCUCGGCGCCAUAGCUGCGCCCUUCCUUCCUCGUCAUGCUGGUCCGCUGGCUAUUGCACAGGCUCGGAGGCCGCGUCCUGUAGAAGACACCAUAUCCGACAACAUACAACCCCAGCGCAUAUCCAGGAGUCAUACCGUCUCAGGUACCCCUGGUCGCUCAAGAAGACCUCGUCCUCCGCCGCAAACGACCAAAGAGGCUUCGACUCCCCCGGGAACCUCGACACCGAAAAGAGCGUCCCGACCCAUGUCAAUGCUGGUCAACGACUCUCCGACGCUCAGGAAAGAGUCAUCCGGCAGUCGUGCCAUGGCAGAGGCAUUGCGCGCAACACAGAACAACCAAGCCUUUGCAAGCACAUCGUCCCUCCCAGAGCUUCCCUCACAGCCUGCUCCCGAACCGCCGCGUCUCUCUCGCCAGCAUACAGAACACUCUGUCCGCCGUCACUCCGCCAGCACCAAGAACAUCAACAUCUCCAACAUGUCACGCUCGCAAAAAGUCCGCAUGCUUCGCUCAAACUAUUUCCGUAGUCAGACGCAAUUCCUGAGCGCUCUCGAGGACAUUUCCAACCGCUUGGUUGCUGUGCCGAAGCCUGCUAGACUGAGUGCCCUUCGUGCCGAACUUGCGUUGAUUGCUCAAGAUUUGCCUGCUGAGGUCGACGUACCUCUGCUCUGUCCUGCGACCCUUCCAGAUGGCAGUGCAAGCCGUAGUCAACAUCAUCGUAUCGUCAGACUUAACCCUGCCGAGGCCACCAGUUUGAACAGUGCCGAGAGGGUGCCCUACCUUCUGAUGGUUGAAGUCUUGCGCGAGGAUUUCGACUUCGAUCCAGAGUCCGACCAAAAUACCCAGCUUCUUACCAAGUUGGUACUCGAGAAGGGGAAACCAAAACGUCGCCUUUUCGACAUUACAGAUGCAUCGCGAGAAUCCGCUCGCUAUGAGACUGAGACCACGGUCGAAGCCGACAGUGUCCUCGAACCUGCCCUUGGCGAUCUGGGUAGUCCGGCUUUACUGCAAGAAGUUGAUGGACGAACAACUCCUCGCAACAUUUCCAGAUCGCAUACUCCUUCUAAUACCGCCAUGUUGAGAGAGCUUCCUCGAUUGUCCAGCGGUGUGAGCACCCUGUCAUCGAUAAGCCUCACCACUCCUCGAACGUCUGAUCUGCCAUUGAGCAGAUCUGUCAGUCCCUCUCCUUUUGCUUCAGCGGCUGGCCGCUCGCAAGCUCCAGACCAACCUGACUUUUCCGCUCUGGCAACACACAUGCGAGCUGCUUCGUCCAUGCUCUCACAGCUCGACCUGAGCAGCUCAAAACGGCCGAAAGCUGAAGUCGCCGCCAUCAAGGCUAGGAUCAUUGCCAGCAUGCAAAGUCUCGAAGAGCAAAGUUUCUACACGGACGAUACCACGCACCCUACCAAUUUCGACGCCAUCAUGGCCAAUGCGAACAACAUUGGCUCACACGCCGAGCCAGCCGACAUCGAAGACCCUGCCUUGGAAGCCGCAGAAGCAGACCCAAAUCUGAGCUCGAACGCCGGUGCGGCACGCAUGGAAAAUGACAUCAAAACAGGCGGUGUCCAGCGCAAAGGCGACCGCGACGACCCCUCAGCCGCAACCUUUGGUGAAGCCUGGGAAAUGAAAAAGGAGCGCAUUCGCCGCUCUUCUCCUUACGGCUGGAUGAAGAACUGGGACUUGAUUUCCAUGAUUGUCAAAACCGGAGCUGAUUUGCGUCAAGAGGCUUUUGCUUGCCAACUCAUCGCCGUGUGCUCGAAGAUUUGGACCGAAGCUUCUUGCGAUGUGUGGGUCAAGAACAUGCGCAUACUGGUUACCGGCGAGUCGUCAGGUUUGAUCGAAACAAUCACCAACGGCGUUUCUUUGCACUCGCUCAAACGCUCCCUGACACUCUCCUCCAUUGCCUCUGGCAGCAACCCGCGAAAACGCAUGGCUACACUACACGACCAUUUCGUCACUACAUUCGGCAAACCCUCUUCUGCCUCUUACAUCUCAGCCGUCGACAACUUUGCAAAAAGUCUAGCUGCGUAUUCGGUAAUCUCGUACAUUUUGCAACUCAAAGACCGGCACAACGGCAACAUCCUCAUCGACAAUGUGGGUCACAUCGUACACAUAGACUUUGGCUUCAUGCUCUCCAACACACCGGGCAGCAUGGGCUUCGAAGCGGCCCCCUUCAAGCUCACGCAAGAAUACAUUGAUGUGCUGGGGGGCCUCGAGUCCGCCGCCUUCAACAACUUCAAAUCGCACAUGAAAGAGGCGUUUCAAGCUUUGCGGCGAGAAGCGGAGAGGAUUGUUAUGCUUGUUGAACUCAUGGGCAGGGAGUCACGCAUGCCGUGUUAUUCUGGCGGCGUGGUCAAUGUUGUCGCGGCGUUGAGAGCUAGGUUUGUACUCGAGAAGAGUGAAAAGGAAGCAGGGGUUUGGGUGGAGGAGUUGGUUGCAAAGAGUGCGGGGAGUUAUUAUACUAGGCUUUACGACACUUUCCAAUAUCGCACCCAGGGGAUCUACUAG
Messenger RNA from Aureobasidium namibiae CBS 147.97, 2955 nucleotides. RefSeq lists its product as uncharacterized. Gene Ontology annotation, cellular component: membrane; cytoplasm. NCBI's taxonomy places the organism in Eukaryota, Fungi, Ascomycota, Dothideomycetes, Dothideales, Saccotheciaceae. Gene Ontology annotation, molecular function: 1-phosphatidylinositol 4-kinase activity. The record is from RefSeq and is a predicted model, not a curated record. The transcript has 3 exons. Bases 1 to 2955 code for a protein of 984 amino acids. Gene Ontology annotation, biological process: phosphatidylinositol-mediated signaling; phosphatidylinositol phosphate biosynthetic process.